Messenger RNA from Adineta steineri, 2115 nucleotides. The record is from the annotation of a GenBank genome assembly. NCBI's taxonomy places the organism in Eukaryota, Metazoa, Rotifera, Eurotatoria, Adinetida, Adinetidae.
AUGGUUUCUUCUUAUCGUCAUCUACUUUUCACUUUAUUCAUUUUGAUUAUAUCACAGACAUUAGAGACAACAACAAAUAUUUGGCAAUCAUUUUUUGAUGUGUCUAAUCUUGGUCUGGAGUUUUCUCCUGCUGAUGAACAAGCUCUUCUUCUGUUGGAUACUACUGCCAGGUCACUUUUGAACUGUGCUCAAAUGUGUGAAAUGAUUGCACGAUGUCGUACAUUUAAUUAUGAUAUUCAAAUGAAACAUUGUCGUCUUUAUCAAGGUGAUAUUGAUAGCACAGGUGAAGUUGUUUCAUCUGUUUCUUCUCAAUCAGUUUGUGGAUCAAUAAAGCUCAUUAUGGAAAAUUUUGCUGAUUAUGGUGGCCCUUGUUCGAUUUGUGAUGGUAGUCGAUAUUUAACAUGUAUGAAUUCUACUUGUCAAUGCCAACCUAAUACAUUUUUCAAUGGAUCAAUGUGUCGCAGCCAGAAAUUAAUUGGAGGUGGAUGUACAUUUGAUAAUCAAUGUCGCAAUGAUCUCAAUCUGAAAUGUCUACUAAACAAUCAAUGUGGAUACAAUCUCACCAUGAACUACACGAUUACUACUACUCUCACUACGUGGACUGUUAGCGAUAGUUCUACUGGCAGUUCAUCAACAAUAAGUACAACUACAAUUAGUUCGUCAACUACAAGUGAAACUACUAGUAGUUCAUCCACAACAAGCACAACUACUAGCACUAUAUCAACUACAAGUACAACUACUAGUAGUUCAUCAACUACAAGCACAACCACUGGCAGUUCGUCAACUACAAGCACAACCACUAGCAGCUCAUCAACUACAAGUACAACCACCAGCACUACAUCAACAACAAGUACGACUACUAGCAGUUCAUCAACAACAAGCACAACUACGAGCACUAUAUCAAAAACAAGCACAACUACUAGUAGUUCAUCAACAAGUGUCAGCACCACCUCAACUACUACCACUACAUCAACAACAACAACAACCAGACGACCUUGUAAUUCUUCAUGUACCAACCAAACAUGGAACUCAUUAUCUAAUCGGCUAUCUCAAUGGCCAUUCGAUGGAAAUUUUGUUGACCAAAUGAAUAAUUAUAAUGCAACACCGACUAAUAAUAUUAUGUCAUUUACUACAAGUGGUUAUGUUAAUCAAGCACUUAUAUUCAAUACCAGUUUUUAUGGGAAUGACUGUACAGGUACUACACCGUUAACAGUGAAUACAUGGAUACAUGCAGCAUUUGUGUUUGAUUUAACAGCACUAACACAAAAAGUUUAUUUAAAUGGAGUAUUAGACAGCACUUGUAUUGUGUCAUCUGGAUAUACUGGAGGAACAUAUAAUACCACCAUUGGAUAUAUUUCAUUAUUUACGGCGGCUAGUGGUGCUUCCCCUUUUCAGGGUUAUAUGGAUCAAAUGACAGUUUCAAAUCGAGCCAAAUCAUCAUGUGAGAUAUUAGAAAUAGCAACAUUAGUCGCUUAUUUUACUUUCGAUAAUGGAUUAUUUCUUAAUGAUUCGGGUCCAAACUCUCUCCAAGCUACAUCAAACUCAACAUCAUCUACUGCAUCUGGUCGAUUUUUUCAAGCAAUCUCUUUUACUGGUUCAAAUUCUUCUUAUUUUCAGAUGAGUGAUUUUACUGCACUGGGAAUAUCCAACAGACCAUUCUCUAUUUCUCUCUGGAUUCGACCGAUCUCUCUUCGUGGUAUUAUCGUUCUUAUCUCAUCCACAGGAUAUGUAUAUUGCUCACCACAUUUUGGUUUUUCUAUUAAUGGUACAGUUAAGGCACAAAUAUUUAAUGGAACUGGUUUCGUCGCAGUUACUGAUUCUACACAUUCUGUUGCAACAUCAAUCUGGUCACGUCUCGUUGAAACAUGGAGUUCAACAAAUGGUAUUCGUCUCUAUAUCAACAAUGUUCUUGUUGCAUCAAAUCUUAUCUCAGCUGGAUCAUAUCUAGGAAAUGGAUCGCCUCAUUAUAUUACUUUAGCUAAUGGUUUAAGUGCUGCGUCACCAUGCUUUGGAAACCAGGUGACUGCAAUGCCAUUUCAAGGAGAUAUUGAUGAUUUUCGUGUUUAUAGUCGAGAAUUAUCUACCAAUGACGUCUGUGCACUAUACAGUAAUUGA